ACGAGUCUGACCUCAGUUGCAAGAAAGUGCUGUUCCAAAGAGCAAAGUGUGGCUGUCCACAACAACAUGAACAACAGUGAUAAGGGAACCAACUAUACCUUCUCCGCGGUGUUCAGUCAAUCAAACACCACAAUCUCCCCCACCAUCUCACUCCCAUCAUCCCAUUCUUCAGACAGCCAUGACCCAGAAUUCACGAUUAUGUUGGUGCUGGGUUUAUCGCUGCUGCUGGCAGGGUUGGCAGUCUUCCUGGCCGUGUGCCGACCCUCUGAACAGCAAGAGGGGAGCGAGGCCGACUGCGGCCCAGGAGAGAAACUGAAUCAUAGAAGAAGUCAGUCUAGUGAACCACAGCUGAAGGUGUGGAGGAGGCUGGGCUCCUACAGACGCUCGUACAAUCUCUCUUUCAGAAGACCCCCCUAUCGGAGGCCGCACGAGCAUGGGAACACGCGUGCCUCACGGUCUCCUGGCACACGGACAGCUCAAGCGGGGGUCAGCAAGGAGCCCCAGCUUACUACGCCUUGUCUGUAUGACUAUGUCACUGAGAUCUAGCUAAGGACUCAUUGUUGUUUUGGUGUUUCAGCAGAAUUUACAAAUAUUUGCUCAUUUUCGUGCUUUUUCAUCUCCAGCAGUUGGAAGUAUUUUUUGCACAUAGUUUCACACGGUGUAAAGGAUUGCAACCAACAAUUCAGUUUUCUCAACAAGCAAGCAUCAU
Messenger RNA from Doryrhamphus excisus (bluestripe pipefish), 709 nucleotides. RefSeq lists its product as uncharacterized. Lineage: Eukaryota; Metazoa; Chordata; Actinopteri; Syngnathiformes; Syngnathidae. The record is from RefSeq and is a predicted model, not a curated record.